Cylindrotheca closterium is the source of this 3666-nucleotide messenger RNA. Lineage: Eukaryota; Bacillariophyta; Bacillariophyceae; Bacillariales; Bacillariaceae. The record is from the annotation of a GenBank genome assembly.
AUGGUUGUCGCAGAAGUUCCUCUCUGGGUGGUUCAUUCGAACAAUGCUUCUGCCUACGAAAAGUCCAAGAAACCGAGCAAUGAUGGACCGAACAGCGCAUCCGCCAACCACAGCGGCAGCGACCAUCAUCAUCAACAAAGAGCCAAGGAUUCAUUAGCUUUAUUGGAAGGUCUGGGUGGUGCUUCCAAGGCUUCCAUUUACAGUGUGGACAUUCAUCCCGAUGGGACCAAGUUUGCUACUGGAGGAGGUGACGGCAAGGUCCGUCUGUGGAAUUCUAGUGCCUUGUUUGCUCCUGCCAAAUCCAAAUACUCCAAAGGGGGGAAUUACGAAAGCAGCGGCGAAUCAUCCUUUGAAGAUAAUGAUAAUAAUGGUGCUGCUGGAAAUGAUAUACAGAGCAAAGACGGUAAUAAUUCCAGUAGCUCCUCUUUGGAUGGUCAAGCAGGUCUAGUUCAUGACUUGUCCAGUAUGGUUCGAAAGAAAAAGAACGGAUCGUCGUCGGCGGCAGCAUCUUCCCAAAAGACGACACUUCCACAACAAGAAAAGACAUCGAAUCAAUCAUCAUCAUUAGCAGCAGCAGCUGCUGCAACAGCUACUACUACCAAAAAUCCACUAACUUCUUCAUCACAUCGCAAAAGUCAUCAUCAUCAUCAUCAUCAGCAUCGACUGCUUUGUACUCUUUCGGCACACACGGGAUCCUCGGUGUUGGCGGUGCGAUUUUCCACCAGCGGUCAAUAUCUUGCCAGUGCGGGAGACGAUGCGGCCGUUUGCAUUUACGCCAAAUCUUCCAACGCUUCUGGCAACUUGGAUUCGUCCGUGGAACAAUGGAAUCGCAUCAAAUUGUGUCGGGGACAUGCCUUGGAUGCCGUGGGAUUGGCCUGGGCACCGGAUGAUUCCCAUUUGGUCAGCUGUUCUUUGGACAGCAAUGCCCCCAUUAUUGUGUGGAAAUUGACCGAUUUGGCUACUGUAGGCGUAACGACGCAUUCCAAUGUCUUGCAGAAUCCUUAUAAAAUUUUGGGCAAGGGACUGCACACAUCGACCGUCAAGGGUGUGACCUUUGAUCCUGCCGGAACCUAUUUGGCAAGCAGUGGAGAUGAUCCCAGUGUCUGUAUUUGGCGGGCUCACGAUGAUUGGGGGUUGGAAAAGAGGAUUGAUGCCAACGAUGGGAUCUUUCGGCGAUGGAAGGAAAAUGAUUCCCAAUCGUUGUCCAGUCAGAGCAUGUUUCGACGUCUCUCGUGGUCGACGGAUGGAUCCUACAUUUGCAGCACCAAUGCGGUAGUCAAAAACAAGCAUGUGGCAUCCACAAUAUCACGAGAGGGUUGGGCCGUGAGCAAUUCCAAAUCGAGUAGCGCGUCGGGGGCGGCCAAUCUGGUAGGACACAAACAACCAGUGGUGGUGUGUCGGCAUUGUCCACUCUUGCUCAAUGGAAAAAGUAAUAAUAAGGAUAGCAGCAACGAAGAGGAUGAUGAUGAAGAUCCAGAAUAUGGAAAUCUACUGGCAUUGGGGGACAAACGGGGAUUUGUAACAGUCUGGAGUACGCGAAAAUCCAGGCCGGUCUUCAAGAUACAAUGUUCGGAAACGAGAUGCACCGUUACGGAUAUGGCAUGGGGGAAAAUACAGAGCGAUUUAAUGCUCAUUGUGUCAUUGUUGGAUGGUCAAGUGGUGGCACUGCGAUUUAGUUUGCCCCAAGAGCUGGGAAGAGUGCUAAAGCCAAAAGAACAGGCUAAGGUCUUUCAAAUGCGGUAUGGGAUUGACAUUCACGAAAUGGGGGAUAUGGGCGAACGCCGGUUGUUUGUGGGUGAGAAUUCGGGUCCAAAGUUCAUCGAGAAUGCCUUGCAGCUGGAUCUGGAGGAUGAUGACGACGACGAAGGAAAUGGAGGUGGUGACGACAAUAAUAAUGAUGACGACGACAACAACAACGACAAUAUGAGCGAAGAUAGUGCCAUGGGAGGAGAGCAGCAGGCUGGCAACGAGAAUCCUUCUGCCGACCAAAUAAGAGCGACGCAAAUCGUGGCCCGAUCGAAGAAUGGAAAGAAGCGAGUGCAGCCACUAUUGAUGACGACUACUGCAAACUCAGGUUCUUCGGGCGUAAAGAAGCAAAAGCUUGCAAACGGUGGUAAUUCCUCCUCCAGCAAUGGCAAGAAAAAGACAGACACGCUAAAAGAUGCAAUGGAGUUGGCAGAAAAGGCCGCGUCGGGUGCAGAAGCCGCAACCACCACGCAGCCAGUUCCUGCAAACCGGGUUCAAAGAGAAAUUUCUGGGGAAGGAUCGCAGAGCGGUCACCACCACAACCAACAUACGGCGCAUUCCAAUGUCAGUCAGCACAAUCACACCCACUUGAUUCAAGGAAUUGCAGCUGCUGCUGCUGCUUCUUCACCACAGAUCCCAUACAGCACUAACAGGGUACAUUCGACGGACCUUCCCUGUUCGGAAUCUGAAGAUAGCUUUGUUGCCGACUGCACCAACUCCACACAAGUUCCAAAUGGAUCCACUAGCAACCCAUUGCCGUGCACGAUGCUCUCGAUCAGCAGUAAUGGAAAGAAAAGGUGGUUUGAUCAACUUCCUGGAACAUCAUGCUCGAGUAUUGCAGCAUCCGAACGGCUCUUAGUCGUGGGGACGGCUGACGGCUCUGUGCAUUUGUACGGGACAUCACCGUCUAUGGGUUGGUCAAGUUGUACAGCCUUUCGAUCACAUCCACCAUUCAUUCUUGGUCGCCCCAUUGUGACAGUGCAGAUUCAUAAGAAAGAAGCUUCGGAUACCAAUGCUACGGAACGAACGGAUAUCCUUGUGGUUACAGCAGAUGGGUCAUUCGGAGUGUACAGUGUAAUACCAGAGCUGAGGCUUCGAUUCAAGGGAACCAUCAUGCCACCAAUGACGCACAUGCUACUGGCUUCCAACAUGUCCACCGAGAUCCAUCUCCCUCGUUUGGCUCGUCUGCAGUUGACAGACACAGACCGUCUGCUGCUUUUGCUUUCAUUGCAAUCAAAUCAAGGAGGAUCAUUGGCACAGGACAAUUCAAAUGGCAACAAACAUCUACCAUCAGUCGGUGUAGGAGGAUCCCUUCAGGCGUUUGUAUAUAGCGAAGCGGCCGAGUUAUGGAUGCGAGUUGCGGAUGGUCGUUUUGUGUUGUCUGAUUUCUACAGCACCUUGCCCCUAUCAAAACGAGCAAAGAGUGCCAGCGGCGAGCUUUCAAAGUUGGAGGACGCUGUUCGAAUGGGAGCCAAUUCGAGCACUCUAAAAGCUGGUCGCAGAGGACGUUCACAUGGACAUGCUGAUUCCAACUACAACCAAACUCGUGACGAAUCGGGAAAUGAUAUCGCGACACGAUCCCAUUGCGAGGAUCGUAUGGCGUGUGCAUUGGCAUUGGGGUCUGCAGCCGAAUUCAAGCAUUGGUUAUCUAUGUAUGCUAGGACGCUGGCUAUGUGUGGAUACGAAUCUAUGCUUCGUGUUCUGGUGGAUAUGCUCUUGGGAAACGUCACGAGCACAAGCUCGGAGAACGGAGCAGCAGCCUCCAAUAGUCUUUGUUGGUGGCUCUCGAAUGCGUCAAAUGUCUUGGAUUUUAACCGCAAGAAGCUGGUUACCUCCAUCGUGAUUCCAGAAAUGAGCAAGAAUCGAGCUCUGCAGCGAAUCACCAACGAGAUUUCAGUAGAAGUAAAAGCUUUACCAUAG